Dipodomys ordii (Ord's kangaroo rat) is the source of this 4770-nucleotide messenger RNA. RefSeq names its product SH3-domain binding protein 4 (gene Sh3bp4). The coding region runs from base 122 to 3007 and encodes 961 amino acids. The record is from RefSeq and is a predicted model, not a curated record. Gene Ontology annotation, molecular function: protein binding. The transcript is spliced from 4 exons. NCBI's taxonomy places the organism in Eukaryota, Metazoa, Chordata, Mammalia, Rodentia, Heteromyidae. Gene Ontology annotation, cellular component: cytoplasm.
UAAGCGCACUGCCCCGUGGACGCCACUGUGCCACAUGGCUGCUUGAGACCGAAGCCUCGGCUGCUGGAAUUGUGGAGGAAGAGACAUGAAACCCUAGCACCUCACGGCCCGGAGUGUCAGGAUGGCAGCCCAGCGGAUCCGAGCGGCCAACUCCAACAUCCUCCCCCGGUGCAAGUCAGAGGGGACCCUGAUUGACCUGAGCGAGGGCUUCUCAGAAACGAGCUUUAAUGAAGUCAAAGUGCCUUCUCCCAGUGCCUUGCUAGUCGACAGCCCCACGCCUUUUGGAAAUGCAAAGGAAGUGAUUGCGAUCAAGGACUAUUGCCCAACCAACUUCACCACCCUGAAGUUCUCCAAGGGUGACCAUCUCUACGUCUUGGAUACAUCAGGCGGGGAGUGGUGGUACGCGCACAACACCACCGAAAUGGGCUACAUCCCUUCCUCCUACGUGCAGCCCUUAAACUAUCGGAACUCAACACUGAGUGACAGCGGUGUGAUCGACAAUCUUCCAGACAGCCCAGACGAAGUUGCCAAGGAGCUAGAUCUUCUUGGGGCAUGGACAGAUGACCAGAAAGGAUCAGGUAAAGCCUACAGUAAUAACCCUUUCUGGAACGGAGUCCAAACAAACCCAUUUCUCAAUGGGAACGUGCCGCCCAGCUUUGAGGAAUCCAAUGCUAAAACCACUGUGGAUUUGCUGCUAUUCGAUACUGGCACACCCUCGUUUACUGCGUCCAGCUCAGUCACCACCAACAGCACCGGCAAUAUCUUCGACGAGCUCCCAGCCACAAAUGGGUUCCAGGCAGAGCAGCCGGUGAACCGGGACAACCCGUUCUUCAGAAGCAAACGUUCCUACAGUCUGUCGGAGCUGUCUGUCCUGCAAGCCAAGUCGGACGUUCCCACCACAUCCAGUUUCUUUACAGGCUUGAAGUCUCCUGCUCCCGAGCAAUUCCAGAGCCGGGAGGACUUUCGAACUGCCUGGUUGAACCACCGCAAACUAGCCCGGUCAUGCCACGACUUGGACCUGCUGGGCCAAAGCCCUGGAUGGGGCCAGACCCAAGCAGUGGAGACCAACAUCGUGUGCAAGCUGGACAGCUCAGGAGGCGCCGUGCAGCUCCCCGACACCAACAUCACCAUCCGCGUGCCCGAGGGCCACGUGGCCCCUGGGGAGACCCAGCAGAUCUCCAUGAGGGCGCUGCUGGACCCCCCGCUGGAGCUGAACAGCGACCGCUCCAGCAGCAUCAGCCCCAUUGUGGAGGUGAAGCUGAGCAACCUCGAAGUGCACACCUUUAUCAUCCUGGAGAUGAAGGUCUCGGCCGAGGUGAAAGGCGACAUUUUCAGCAAAAGCACGGUGGGCCUGCAGUGCCUGAGGAGCGACACGAAGGAAGGGCCGUACGCGUCCAUACCCCUGGCCUACAGCUACGGGGACACCAUCCAGGUGCACCUGCACAACCUCGAGCCCUGCAUGUACCUGGCCAUCGUCGCCCACGGCCCGAACAUCCUCUACCCGUCCUCUGUGUGGGACUUCAUCAACAAGAGGGUCACUGUGGGGCUUUACGGGCCCAAACACAUCCACCCGUCGUUCAAGACGGUGGUGACCAUUUUCGGGCAUGACUGUGCCCCCAAGACCCUCUUGGUCAGCGAGGUCACCCGGCAGGCCCCCGGCCCGGCCCCCGUAGCACUGCAGCUGUGGGGCAAGCACCAGUUCAUCUUGUCCAGGCCCCAGGACCUCAAAGUCUGCAUGUUCUCCAACAUGACCAACUACGAGGUCAAGGCCGGCGAGCAGGCCAAGAUGGUGAGAGGCUUCCAGAUGAAGCUGGGCAAGGUGAGCCGCCUCAUCUUCCCCAUCACGUCCCAGAACCCCAACGAGCUGUCCGACUUCACCCUGAGGGUGCAGGUGAAGGACGACCAGGAGGCCAUCCUCACUCAGUUCUGCGUCCAGACGCCUCAGCCCCCGCCCAAGAGUGCCAUCAAGCCAUCCGGGCAGAGGAGGUUUCUCAAGAAGAAUGAGGUGGGGAAGAUCAUCCUGUCCCCGUUUGCCGCCACCACCAAGUACCCGACGUUCCAGGACCGCCCCGUGUCCAGCCUCAAGUUCGGCAAGCUGCUCAAGACGGUGGUCCGGCAGAACAAGAACCACUACCUGCUGGAAUACAAGAAGGGCGACGUGGUCGCGCUGCUCAGCGAGGAGCGCAUCAGGCUGAAGGGGCAGCUGUGGACCAAGGAGUGGUACAUCGGCUACUACCAGGGCAAGGUGGGCCUGGUGCACACCAAGAACGUGCUGGUGGUGGGCAAGGCCAGGCCCUGCCUGCUGUCAGGGCCCGAGCUGAGCACGUCGGUGCUGCUGGAGCAGAUCCUCCGGCCGUGCAAGUUCCUCACCUACAUCUACGCCUCCGUGCGCACCUUGCUCAUGGAGAACAUCAGCAGCUGGCGCGCCUUUGCGGACGCCCUGGGCUACGUCAGCCAGCCGCUCACCUUCUUCUGCCGGGCAGAUCUGGACAGUGAGCCGGAGCGGGUGGCCUCUGUCCUGGAAAAGCUGAAGGAGGAUUGUAACAACCCCGACAACAGAGACCGCAAGUCCUUCCAGAAAGAGCUCGUGAUGGCCCUACUGAAAAUGGACUGCCAAGGCCUCGUGGUCAGACUCAUCCAGGACUUUGUGCUCCUGACCACAGCUGUCGAGGUGGCCCAGCGCUGGAGGGAGCUGGCUGAGAAACUGGCCAAGGUCUCCAAGCAACAGAUGGAUGCCUACGAGUCUCCCCACCGGGACAGGAACGGGGUGGUGGACAGUGAGGCCAUGUGGAAACCCGCGUAUGACUUCUUACUCACCUGGAGCCAUCAGAUUGGGGACAGCUACCGGGAUGUCAUCCAGGAGCUGCACAUCGGCCUGGACAAGAUGAAGAACCCCAUCACCAAGCGCUGGAGACAUCUCACCGGGACUCUCAUUCUGGUGAACUCUCUGGACAUCCUGCGGGCGGCCGCCUUCAGCCCCGCAGACCGUGACGACUUUGUGAUCUGAAUGGGUCCUCUGUCCUGCAUUCUGGAACCCUCUGGAGGUCAUUCCUUCCCUUCACCCAUCCUGGGCACACCCCUGCCCCCAUCAGCAGUGGGGGAAGGACAGGGGCGAGGCUGGCAGCCUGGUCCAUAGGAAACCAAAGGGACUGGACGGAGGACCGGCAGUGACCGAGGACUGCCCAGUGGGGGGGGGGGGGGGGGGGCGGAGAGACUCGUUGCCAAUCAAAUAGCUUUCUAUUUGUUGACAUGUAAAUUUCAAUUUAAGAAUCUUUUUUUUUUUUUAAAGAAAAAAGACUGAGAAGGGGAACAUGAGAAAAAUGGUAUCUAAUUUUGUAACGGCCUAUAAACUUGAUAGGAGCAAAGGCUUUUGAGGUUUUUCUGUUGUUCAGAGACUUUUUUAAAUUAUGUCACAGAUGUAUAUAGAUAUUUAAAGGCCAUGGGGCAUUUCUGAUUCCAAGUCAUCCUUCUCAGUUCAACUCUCGGCACAGAGAGCGCUGUUGGGUGUUGGCCCCUUUGUGCUAUCUGUCUUCAGGAAGGGGAAGCCAGUGGGCCGGGUGCCGCAGGUGGACGCAGUCAGGCGUCCUGAGAGCCUCCUGGGCCGCCCCUUCCUCGUACGAUUCUUCCCUUCCUCCCUUUGGCUCCUGUUGUGGUGACUGUCCAUAGAGCAUAUGGGACACUGAGUGCACAGUUAGGUCCCACAGUAGCAGGUGGGCACCAGGUGUUUCUGCCCAUAGGUCAGAAAGCAGCUGCACUUGGCAUUCUUUCUGGCCUGGCCACCUCUGUGUGCCAUUUGUCAUUCAGAAGAGUGGUGUGACUACAUAGGACCCUGCCCCUCCCCCUCCAGCUCCAGGCCAGUGCUGGUGUUUCCCCUGGGGACAGGGGCACUUCCUGCCAAGCUAGCUCCCCUGUGGGCAGGAAGAAAGCCUCCGUUCCCAGCCGUGGCCCGCCUGCCCUCAUUCUCAUGUCUGCCCCAGAGGAUCCCAAGCACCACCAGGGGCUGUUGUGCAGAAGAACCAGCUGCUGUUUGCCAAACGCCACAUUCCAUUUCAUCUCAGAUUGAACCCUUCCUCCUUCCUGGUGCUCCCAGGUCGCCUUGGGAAUAAACGGUAGAGGGAAGGCUAGCUAGGUUUUGGUACAAUAGAAAGAUCAGGUUGAACGUUUUCCGAACAUGAAAUCAUUGUCUGUGAAGUCAGGGCAGGGGGUGGUGUUGGCCGCCACCCGGGCUGCAGCUCAGAGCACGCCAGUCGACAUCCCAUGAUUGCCAGGGAAGCUGCAGCAACUCGGGAGGGACAAGAGGCAGGACUGGUAGCGGCAGAUCCCAGCAAGGCGACCGCAGUCUCGGCCCGGGACGUAGGCUGUUUCUCUGAAGGGGUGCUGGGCCCUUCAGGAUCCCUGCCUCCCAUGCUCUUAAAUCACUUUCACUUGACGGUAAUGGCUUAGUUGAAUCAAUGUGUAAUCCCUUACUGGGCUGUUGUAUACCUACUGAUUCCGACACUGAGGCCAACAGACUAAACAGCCAACACUAGAUCACUUAUGCUGCAGGAGCUGAAUCACACAAUUUCCCCAGGACCCCGUGAAAUCUCUAUUAGUUCUGGUUCUCCACCCUUUGUCUUCAUGUUGCCCAGAGAUCACCUCUCACCCUUUCCCCAAAGAAGAAACAGAACCAGUUGCACCUUAAACCAUGGAUGUUUUUCCUCAGGGCUUAACAUCGUUUCCUAUGCAACAUGUCUUGUAGCACAAAUUAAAUUCUACAAAAGUUGCAGUAAA